This is a messenger RNA of Triticum aestivum (bread wheat), 1416 nucleotides long. RefSeq names its product protein NSP-INTERACTING KINASE 2. Lineage: Eukaryota; Viridiplantae; Streptophyta; Magnoliopsida; Poales; Poaceae. Gene Ontology annotation, molecular function: protein binding. The coding region runs from base 796 to 1416 and encodes 206 amino acids. The transcript has 2 exons. The record is from RefSeq and is a predicted model, not a curated record.
CGCGCCUUGGAGUUUACGGUGCGACCUCAGCCGUCAGAUCUUCACGCUCGUGCUCCCCUCCUCAUCCGACAGCGGACUCACCGCCGUCGGCCGCUGCCUUCCUUCCCGCCGUCAACGCUUCCACCAGUCCCCUCCCAUCCCCCCCUCGCUGAAUCAACGAGCGCUCGCCGCCUCCCAAGUCCGUGCGGGUCGCUGCGCCUCGCCGACGACGCCACCACCGGCCGCCACCUACCCACCGUCGCCGCGCCUCCCCCGGGGUUCCUUCUUUUCGGGCCCGCAGCAGCAUCUCGUCGGAUUGCUCCGCAGUUUAGUUAGCGGGGCCAGCCCUCGCUGCGGCGGCUCCCUACGGGGAGCUUCGCCGCCACCCCGGGCUCGUGGAAGACGAGUGAGCAGCAUCUCGCAGCAUCCGCGUCAUUUUUGCUCAAGAGGAGGAAGGGAUGCACGAGCGAGCCGUUUGGAUUUUUUUAUGCGAUUUGGGUGGACAAAACAUGCCGUUUGAAGGUCCGUUUCAACACCCCAGCUCCGUUUGCUCCAUCCUAGUUCGAUGCUGCCUGCCGCCUUUGCUGUUGGUCCUCUUCCAGUUGCCAGUCGCAGUCUGCAGUCCACACGCGUUCUCAUUCAGAGGUCUUUGUUUCACUCCCCUGCUUCUCCUUUCCCUUGCACACACGUUCGCAUUGACCUGCCGUGUCCAGUCAACCAUGCCUUCUGGUCCAUGUCUGGUAGCCAAAUCCUUCAAAAGUCAUCCUUCACCCAAGAUCAUACAAGCUCAAACCUUUGUUCUUUCACAUCAGCAUCAUGCCCUCUCUCUUGUCUCUACUCUGUAUUUUGCUCAGCCUUUUCUCCUUCAACACAUCGGCAUCUGCAUCACAAGCAAAUAUCUCCGAGAUUGAUCGCCAUGCCCUCCUUUGCUUCAAGUCUGGCAUCAGCUUUGAUCCCUUUGGCAUCCUACACUCAUGGAGCAAUGGUUCGCUCAACUUUUGUAGCUGGAAAGGGGUCACCUGCGGCAAAAAAAUCCCACCCCGGGUGGUCUCUUUGGACCUCACAUCUGCUCGUCUCGGUGGGCGCUUAUCUGGAUGUGUCGGUAACUUGACUUCUCUAUCCUUGAUGAACCUUGUCGAUAAUUAUCUGCCGGGAACCAUCCCUGGAGAAUUGGGUAAGCUUCCAAACCUCCAUACACUGAAUCUUGCCGGCAGCAAUCUGGAAGGUAACAUCCCUGAUUCACUAGGCACUAGCAAUUCACUUAGCUAUGUCAAUCUUGCAAACAACAGUCUUACCGGUGGCAUCCCUGUCUCACUGGCCAACAGUGUCUCACUCAGUACACUUAUACUGUCACGUAAUAACCUCUCUGGCGAGAUCCCUUCUAUUUUGUAUGUUAAUGGCAGCCUACCUAUAUCAAUCUGGAAGGGAAUGUUCUAA